AGAAAGAUGUGCCCUCUGUCAUUGAGGGUUGCAGAGGGUGGCGAUUGAUUGGAGAGCUUAGGUGCAGUGAAGUCAGAGCAUGAGUUCCAAGUCCAAAACCGUGGGGAUUAUCGGCGCUCCCUUCUCUAAGGGACAGCCACGAGGCGGGGUGGAAGGCGGCCCUGCAGCAUUGCGGAAGGCUGGUCUGCUGGAGAAACUUAAAGAACAAGAAUGUGAUGUGAAAGAUUAUGGGGACCUGGCUUUCGAUGACAUCCCCAAUGACAGUCCCUUUCAAAUUGUGAAGAAUCCACGGUCUGUGGGAAAAGCAACCGAGAAGCUGGCCAGCAAGGUGGCAGAAGUCAAGCAGAAUGGAAGGGUCAGCCUGGUGCUGGGCGGAGACCACAGUCUGGCGAUCGGAAGCAUCUCUGGCCAUGCCAGGGUCCACCCGGAUCUCAGGGUCAUUUGGGUGGAUGCUCACACUGACAUCAACACUCCGCUGACGACCACAAGUGGGAACUUGCAUGGACAGCCUGUGUCUUUCCUCCUGAAGGAACUGAAAGGAAAGAUCCCUGAACUGCCAGGAUUCUCCUGGGUGACUCCCUGCAUUUCUGCCAAGGAUAUUGUGUAUAUUGGCUUGAGAGACGUGGACCCUGGGGAACACUACAUUGUGAAAACUCUAGGUAUCAAAUACUUUUCAAUGACGGAAGUGGAUAAACUGGGAAUUGGCAAGGUGAUGGAGGAAACACUCAGCUACUUACUAGGAAGAAAGAAAAGACCAAUUCAUCUGAGUUUUGAUGUUGAUGGACUGGACCCGUCUUUAACACCAGCUACUGGCACACCAGUCCUCGGAGGUCUGUCUUACAGAGAAGGUCUCUAUAUCACAGAAGAAAUUUACAAAACAGGGCUGCUCUCAGGAUUAGAUAUAAUGGAAGUGAACCCAUCUCUGGGGAAGACACCAGAAGAAGUAACUCGAACCGUGAACACAGCAGUAGCAGUAACCUUGGCUUGUUUUGGAGUUGCCCGAGAGGGUAGCCAUAAGCCUAUUGACUACCUUAACCCACCCAAAUAAAUGUGCAAACAUUAUAUGAAAAUCUCAGAGGUAAUUACAUAAUUAGCCAAUCUAAUAAUUUACUUAAGCCUAUUAUUACCCUCCAAGAGAUUUAUUUUAGAAAAAUAUUUUUCCUGUUAGUAUUAACUCUGAUUCCCUCUUGGUGCGAAAUUCACGAUUCGAAAUUUAUAACUUUUGGGAAAUUAAAGAGUGUCCUUUCUAUUUUGGCAAAGGACUUGUCCUUAGAAAUAAUAGCAUGUAUUAAUUUCCAAUUAAAAAUUUGCUGGCAUUAAAAAUAAACCUACACUAAAAUAAGCCCUCAUCCAUAGAGUGAGAGUCCUGGUAAUGCAUCAGGAGACAGAGUUAACCCAUCUGCAAAGGUUAUGAUGUGCUGUGUCCAUGUUGAACAAAAGAUGUGAUGUUUAUAAUAAACUCUUUGUAAGAUUA
Molecule: messenger RNA, 1474 nt
Organism: Otolemur garnettii (small-eared galago)
Lineage: Eukaryota; Metazoa; Chordata; Mammalia; Primates; Galagidae
Product: arginase-1
Exons: 9
Coding region: 80-1048 (322 amino acids)
Cellular component (GO): nucleus; cytosol; cytoplasm
Molecular function (GO): arginase activity; manganese ion binding
Source: RefSeq, a predicted model, not a curated record